Molecule: messenger RNA, 4865 nt
Organism: Salvelinus fontinalis (brook trout)
Lineage: Eukaryota; Metazoa; Chordata; Actinopteri; Salmoniformes; Salmonidae
Product: EEIG family member 2-like
Exons: 11
Coding region: 267-1424 (385 amino acids)
Source: RefSeq, a predicted model, not a curated record
AAAUUGUCGCUUGCCGGUAGUGUUAACACUCACUGCGCCGUGAACUAGUUAGGGGUCGCUCUGUUACUCAUUAGCCCUGGCUAUAGGUAAGGGGGCGUGAAGUAUUUGAACUCAACGUCAAACGCUAAAUGAACUCAGACAGUCAGUGGCAAGUGGGAGCAGUGACAGUCAAGAAUUUCGACCUUUGGCUAGCUACAGAUACUAUUAUAAUUAGGCGCCGUCUGUCUGGCUAGCGACCGACAGAGUUACCAAGUUACUUUAGCAUAAUGUCGUUCAUUAUGAUGAAGAAAAAGAAAUUCAAAUUUAAGGUAGAUUUCGAGUUGGACGAACUAUCUUCUGUUCCAGUUGUUAACGGGGUCUUGUUCUGCAAAGUACGACUGCUAGACCGUGGCUUUACAGAAGAGUCCUCUCGGGAGCAGGUCCAGGCUAACUGUGUGCGCUGGAGGAAGAGGUUCUCCUUCCUGUGUAAGAUGAGUGCCAACGCCGGGACAGGAGUACUGGACCCCUGUGUGUGCCGGGUGUCUGUGCGCAAGGAAAUGAAGGGUGGAAAGACCUUUGCCAAGCUGGGUUUUGCUGACCUGAACCUGUCAGAGUUUGCUGGCUCUGGCAGAACAACGCGCCGAUGCUUACUAGAGGGUUACGACACCAAGAACUCCAGACAGGACAACUCUAUACUCAAGGUUGUCAUUAGUACACAGCUCAUGUCUGGGGACCCCUGCUUUAAAACGCCACCGUCCACGGCCAUGAAACUGGGCCUUCAGCAGGCUGAGGCAGAGUGUCUCCACGAAGACAGGAAGGGAGGACACACACACACACCAACACCCUGCCUCCCCGUCCCAGAGCCCCCAGGGAAGUGUGCAUCUGUUCCUGAUGAACUGGGAGCAUGUGGCCAUUCUAGAACAUCCAGCUACGCCAGCCAACAGUCCAAAGUCUCAGGCUACAGCACAGGUCACUCGCGCUCUUCCAGCCUAUCAGAGCUCACGCACAAGAGGAACCCCUCAGCAGGCUCCGCCUCGACGGGCAUUGCAAGCAUUCCUGAACCCAGCGAGGACCGGGGGACUGAGAAGGGGGAGAAGGAGGCCCGCUCUACACCCCCGGUCUCUGUCACCUGUGCCUACUCCCCCAUGCGUGAACAUCCCCCCACCCCCGCAAAGAGCUCUGCCUCAGAGAGACUGAGCAGGCAUCUGAUGAAGCAGAACUCAGUGGAGUCUCAGCUGAAGAGAGUGGAUGCUACCCGGGUGGAUGCGGACGACAUCGUGGAUAAGAUCCUCCAGAGCCAGGACUUCAGCCACGGCCUACUGGACUCCAGCACUGAGGAGGAGGGGCUCAAGCUGUUUGUUGGUCCUGGUGGAAGCACGGCGCUGGGCAGCCAGCACACCAGGGUUGGGGCUGGGCCCUACGAGCAGGUGGUGAUCAAACGCUAGCCUCCAGGGGGAGCGGACAUGUGAGACUGCUCCCCCUAGUGUUAAAGGAAGGAGGUGACCUGAGGCUCAUGUCAACAUGUUUUUGAGAAGAGGAGGAUAUACAGUGCAUUUGGAAAGUGUUCAGACCCCUUCCUUUUCCCACAUGUUACAGCCUUAUUAUAACAUGUAUUCAAUUACAGUUUUUCCUCAUCAAUCUACAAACAAUACCCCAUAAUGACAAAGUGAAAACAGGUUUUAAAAAAACAGAAAUACCUUAUUACAUAAGUAUUCAUACCCUGGCCUCCCGAGUGGUCCAGUGGUCUAAGGCACUGCAUCGCAGUGCUAGCUGUGCCACUAGAGAUUCUGGGUUCGAGUCCAGGCUCUGUCUCAGCCGACUGCGACCGGGAGACCCAUGGGGCGGCGCACACUUGGCCCAGCGUCGUCCGCGUUAGGGGAGAGUUGGCCGGCAGGGAUGUCUUUGUCCCAUCGCGCACUCUGACACAUUGGUGCGGCUGGCUUCCGGUUUAAGUGGGCAUUGUGCCAAGAAGCAGUGCGGCUUGGUUGGGUUGUGUUUCAGAGAGCGCACGGUUCUCGAACUUCGCCUCUCCCGAGUCCUUACGGGAGUUGCAGCGACUACCAAUUGACUACCAAUUGGAUACCAAGAAAUUGGGGAGAAAAAAGUCAUGCCCUUUGCUAUGAGACCCGAACUUAAGCUCAGGUGCAUCCUGUUUCCAUUGAUCAUCCUUGAGAUAUUUCUAGAACUUGGUUGGUCCACCUGUGGUAAAUUCAAUUGGACAUGAUUUGGAAAGGCACACACCUGUUUAUAUAAGGUCCCACAGUUGACAGUGCAUGUCAGAGCAAAAACAAAGCCAUGAGUUCCGGAAUUGUCCGUAGAGCUCCGAGACAGGAUUGUGUCAAGGCACAGAUCUGGGGAAGGGAACCAGAAAAUGUCUGCAGCAUUGAAGGUCCCCAAGAACACAGUGGCCUCCAUCAUUCUUCAAUGGAAGAAGUUUGGAACCGCCAAGACUCUUCCUAGAGCUGUCCGCCCGGCCAAACUGAGCAAUCGGGGGAGAAGGGCCAGACUCCGCCUUUGUGGUGGAGUGGCCAGACGGAAGCCACUUCUCAGUAAAAGGCACGUGACAGCCCGCUUGGAGUUUGCCAAAAUGCACCUAAAGGACUCUCAGACAAUGAGAAACAAGAUUCUCUGGUCUGAUUGAACUCUUUGGCCUUAAUGCCAAGCAUCCCAUCUCGAGGAAACCUGGCACCAUCCCUACGGUGAAGCAUGGUGGUGGCAACAUCAUGCUGUGGGGAUGUUUUUUAGUGGCAGGGACUGGAAGUCUAGUCAGGAUUGAGGGAAAGAUGAACGGAUCAAAGUACAGAGAGAUCAUUGAUGAAAACGUGCUCCAAAGCACUCAGGACCUCAGACUGGUGCGAUGGUUCACCUUCUAACAGCACAACAACCCUAAGCACACAACCAAGACAACACAGGAGUGGCUUCGGGACAAGUCUCUGAAUGUCCUUGAGUGGCCCAGCCAGAGCCUGGACUUGAACCCAAUCGAACAUCUCUGGAGAGUCCUGAAAAUAGCUGUGCAGCGACUCUCCCCAUCCAACCUGACAGAGCCUGAGAGGAUCUGCUGAGAAGAAUAGGAGAAACUCCACAAAUACGUGUGUGCCAAGUUUGUAGUGUCAUACCCAAGAAGACGCGAGGCUGUAAUUGCUGCGAAAGGUACUUCAACAAAGGGUCUGAAUACCGAUGUAAAUAUGAUAUUUGUCAUUAUGGGAUAUUGUGUGUAGGUUGAUGAGGGGGAAAAAGGAUGUAAUCAAUUUUAGAAUAAGGCUGUAAUGUAACAAAAUGUGGAAAAAGUCAAGGGGUCUGAAUCAUUUCCGAAUGCACUGUAUGGACCUGAGUGGAGCAGUAUAAUGUUCUCUCUACCCAGAGGGGGUAGUGUUUCAAUUCUGCAGGCCUUAUGUAACCUUUUUAGAUAAGUAGGAGAAUACUGUGCUCUUACAACAAAAUUGGCUUAUGAAAUUUUUUAAUGGAAGUCAAAUGGUUCUAGGUUAUUACUCUGGGAGGUAUGUUGUAAUUUACAGUUGUAUAUUGCUGCUUGACAUGUUCACUGUGUAAAGUGUGUAGUAGAGGACAAAUGCAAGGUAACAAAGUUGACUCAGCUAUUUUUUUGGUGCAACAGUUUACCUACCUUUUGUGAAAAAAAUGCAUUGAAAGUAUAGGGAGUGAUCAGUUUAUCUACGAAUUAAAAAAAAAUGUAAAACCUGCACACACAGGUGUUUUAACUGACAAAAUAUGGCCAUGAGCUCAUUUUAAUUUCCCACAAUGACCUUAAAACGGACUAAAGAACUACACACACACAGGUUGUGUGAUGUCAUCGACCUACAGGUGCCUGGUUCUGUCGUAUGAACAAAGAGGAACUGACUGUUUAGCUAUACAUGAACGCUCAAGCCGGGAUUCUAUAAGCAGCGGAAUUAUAUAUGGUACCAGAUGGCGUUGCUGCUUGGCUCCUUUAUGAUGGAGUGAUGAGAGAGCGAGGGAGGAGGAGGAGUGUUCACAUCAGAUGGAGUUGACGAUGUCCUUGUAACUGGAUUAGUUACUAGAAAGACCUGUGGGUUGGUGUUGAAUCCUCAGCAAAACGGUUAUAUAGUAGCUUCACUAUGGUCUAUGAUCCCAAUAUUGACAACAGUUCAGUUCACACUUGCUUUGAUUUACAAAAUUGUAUUUGUAAGUAUUUGGAGAGGCCUCCUUGUGCAGACAUCAAACCAAAUGUUUAUUCUUUUCAGAAAGCUUAUUUUGAUACUGUAGUAGUAAGUAGGAGGGAAAACUGAUUUAGGGACAGUGAACAUUUUGUUGACAUUUUGCGAGUGGAAAGUGGGUCAAGGGCAGAUUCAUUCAAGGAAAGGUGGAGUCAGUCAAGUACAGUGAUCAAACCAGGACCAGUUCUGACAAGCAUCUGCAAGGCCAAAUGUGACCGUUUUGUUUAGUGCCUUGUUGAAAUAUUGUUUGUGGAGAUUAUGUCCAUGAUGCAGUAUGAUAAGUGUUGCCUCAUUCAACCUCACAUUCAAUUAGCAGACCAGUUCUUGUAUUUGUGUAUGUUGAUACUGUCUGCAUUUAUCGGUAUGAAUACAGAUUAGAGAAGAGAAAUGUUACAUUUUUAAUGACUUUCUUAUUUGUCCACUUUACCACAAUGAUACCUUUUUAUAGCAUGUCUUUAUGAUGUUGGUCUACCUCUUUGUUAGUUGCUUUUCUGGUUAUUUCUGUAGGUUGAUGUUGCAAGUACUGGUGCCACAUUGUUUAAUUUUCUAAAUGUUGGAAGAAUGUUAUUUCAAUACUGUAUCCCAAUUCACAAACACAUGCUGUGUUGUACUGUAAAGUACCCUGUAAAAAAAAAUGUAUUCCUUGCAAGUAUCCGGUGUAUGUGGCAAUAAAACAAUUCAAUUUAUUUUAGUAAA